UAUGUGUGUCCGCCGUCGUGCGUAAUGAUAAAUAAAGCAGUCGUACUUUGUCAAUGCUCGUGUGUGUACCUUCGCCUAUCUUAUAUAUAAAAUACGUAACAUUUGGCGACGAAGAUGAAAAUUCGGUGAAAAUAUUAUUUAAUUUUCUUGUUGUGAUUAUAAUGUCGAAUAUUUCGCAAUACAUACCGGGUUCGGAAUCAUUCAGUAAUUAUUUAGAUCGAUUAAACGCGCAGUUGACCGUUUUAAAAGUUAAAGAGGCUGAUAAAAAGUCCUAUUUAAUCGCAUACAUUGGUUCGGAAGCAUAUAGUCAAUUAAAAGAUGCUUGUUUGCCGGAGGAACCACAAUUAAAGUCAUACGACGAGUUAGUGUCCAAAUUGGAAGAAAUAUAUUCACCACGUCGUCUUGUAGUGAGUGAAAGAUUUAUUUUUAACCAACGUACACAGAACCAGGGUGAGUCAACUCGGGAGUACAUAACAGCAUUAAAAAAAUUAUCAAGUUUUUGUGUAUUUGGUUCGUUUUUAAACGAUGCACUGCGAGAUCGGCUUAUUGUAGGGAUAAGUGAUGAAUCGUGUCAACGAAAAUUACUUGGUAUAGAGUCCCUAACGUUUGAAGAAGCAUGUAAAAUUGCUUUGGAUUCGGAGUUGGUUUGUAAUCAAACACAACAAAUGAACAAUAAAUCACAAGUAAAUUUUAUCAAUAAUGGGAAAAAUGUGUCUCGUCAAACACAUUCGUCAUCGAAGUCGGAACUCAAGUGGAACGGAAAUUCUGGUGGAAAACCGUGGUCUGGGAAGUCGUCAAAACCUGGUCAAAAAAAUGGUCAGUCAAUUCAGCACGGCAGUCAAAGUUCACGAAGUCUUAAGUUUGGUCAAUGCUAUAGAUGUGGAAGGAAGCACGAUGUCCGUACGUGUCCAGCCAGAGAGUGGGAAUGUUUUUCAUGUAAAUUAAAAGGUCAUACGUCGAAAAUGUGUAAGACAAAAAUUAAAAAUAAUUUAGAGUCUAUUGAUUUAGUAAAUAAUGUGUCUCAGAAUAGUGGGGGAAAUCCACUUGUGAUUAAAAUCAAAGUUAAUAAUAAGCUUAUUCCGUUUGAAGUUGAUAGUGGAGCUGAAAUAGAUGUAAUUAACAAUAUUAAACUCAAGUUUCCCGGGGUGGUUAAAUUAAAUGAUAAACCAGCUGAUUAUAUAAAAGACCAUGAGGUCAAUUUAUCUUUAAAAGAAAAUAGCGUACCAGUUUUCCAUAGAGCAUAUCAAGUACCAUAUGCACUAAAGUCUGCUGUAGAAAUUGAGUUAAAUAGAUUAGAAGUUGAAGGAGUUAUAAGUAAGGUUUCAAUUAGUGACUGGGCAUCGCCUAUUGUAGUAGUACCAAAAAAAAAUAAUAAAAUUAGAAUAUGUGUAGAUUUAAAAACUACCUUAAAUCCAAAAUUACAAAUUGAACUACACCCAUUACCAAGAGUCGAUGAUGUGUUUAAUGAGUUAUCCGGGGGAAGUGUAUUCACUGUUUUGGAUUUAGCAGAAGCGUAUUUACAAUUACAGGUUGCACCUGAAAGUCGUAAGUUUCUUACAAUUAAUACUCAUAAAGGGUUGUACUGUUUUAAUCGUUUAUGUUAUGGGGUAGCGUCAGCGCCAAGUAUAUUUCAGUCAGUCAUGGAAAAUAUUUUACGAGGUGUUUCUAAAGUACAAGUAUAUUUAGAUGACAUAAUAAUCUGCGGCUCGUCAAGGUCAGAGUGUGAAGAAAAUGUUAAUGCGGUGUUAGAACGUUUAAAUGAGUAUAGAGUUAAAGUAAAUUUUGAGAAAUGUCAGUUUUAUUGUUCAAGUGUACAAUUUCUAGGUCAUAAAAUAGAUUGUCAAGGCGUACAUCCCGAUGGAAAUAAAAUGGAUGCGAUAAGAAACGCACCGUGCCCUAAUGAUGUAGUACAAUUAAAAUCAUUUCUCGGUCUCAUAAACUAUUAUCAACGUUUUAUUCCAAUGUCGUCAUCUAUAUUAGCUCCCUUGUACAAUUUAACAAAAAAUAAAAUACCUUGGAAUUGGUCUGACGAAUGUCGAUCAGCGUUUGAAAAUAUAAAACAGGUAUUAAUAAAAAGUCAAUUAUUAGUCACGUAUAAUCCAGAUUUACCUCUAGUAGUUACGUGUGACAGUUCUAGCUAUGGUGUCGGUGCAGUUCUUAGUCAUUUGAUAGAUGGGGAGGAGAAGCCAAUUUUAUUCGCGUCUAGCACCUUAUCAGCGGCAGAAAAAAAUUAUGCACAAAUUGAGCGUGAAGGGUUAGCAAUAAUCUUCGCAGUAAAAAAAUUCCAUAAAUACUUGUUUGCACGCAAAUUUAUUUUAGUAACUGAUCAUUUGCCGUUAAAAUCAAUUUUUAAUCCGUCAAAGAAUAUACCUGUUGUAGCUUCAUCUAGAUUACAAAGAUGGGCAGUUCUAUUGUCUAGUUAUCAGUACGAGAUUCAACAUAGGAAGGGGGUAGACAUAAGUAACGCAGACGCGUUAUCAAGAUUACCUCAAAGUAGUAAUACUGGGGAAAAUGCUUGUUCAAUUUUAUUAUUAGAAAAUUUACCUUUAACGUAUAAGGAAGUGAGCAAAAAAACGAGUACAGACGAAGUAUUAAAAGAAAUAAGUCAGUAUACGAAAGAAGGUUGGCCGGGGGUAAAGUCGUUAAAAUCAGAUUGCCAACAAUAUUAUAAAAGACGGGAAGAAUUAUCGUUAGUAAAUGACUGUUUGAUAUUAGGUAAUCGCGUAGUAAUUCCAAAGUCAUUAAGAGAAGACGUAUUAAUGUUAUUACAUAAAAACCAUCCGGGUAUUGUUCGUUCGAAAAUGCUCGCAAGGUCGUAUGUAUGGUGGCCUAAUAUCGAUAUUGAUAUAGAUAAGUUUAUUAAGACGUGUACGGAAUGCCAAUGUAAUCAAAACGAUAAGAAUGUUAGUGAGAAAGUGUAUAUUCCGUGGGAAAAUCCAUCAGAUUCUUGGAAAAGAAUACACAUCGAUUUUCUAGAAAUAAAUCAAGUUAAAUUAUUAAUCAUUGUUGACAGUUUUAGCAAAUGGAUUGAGUGUUUUGCAAUGGGAAGUACAACGGCUUCAAAAGUAAUCGAAGUUUUAGAAAAUUGUUUUUGUCGUUUUGGUUCCCCAGAGAUAAUGGUAACCGAUAAUGGUCCACCUUUUGGCGCAAAUGAAUUUAAAGCAUAUUGUGAGAAAAAUUGUAUAAAACUAGUACAUUCGCCGCCAUACAAUCCAGAGUCUAAUGGGUUGGCAGAGCGAGGAGUGCAAACGAUAAAAAAAUUAUUAAUAAAGAGUUUGUGUGUAGAGAGAGAUGUAAAAAGAAUACAAUCAAAAAUUAAUAAUAUUUUAGUAUCAUAUCGUAACACACCAACAACAAGCACAGGUUGUAGUCCGUCAGAUUUAAUAUAUAAUUUUAAACCAAAAAAUCAUUUGUCCAUAUUAAAACCACCAAAUAUUGUAGAAAAGAAUAAAAAUAUUAAUGUUACUAAGUACGAAAUAAAUGAUAAAGUUCUUGUUCGAAAUAAUUCAAAAGGGCAGAAAUGGUUAACUGGACGUAUAAUGAAAAUGUUGGGAACGUGCAGUUAUUUAGUCCGGGUUGGUGAUAAAAUCAGAUUAAUGCAUGUAAACAAAUUGAAAAAGAGUUAUUUAAAUGAUGAGGUACAUCCAAGGGAACUUGAAUAA
Messenger RNA from Metopolophium dirhodum (rose-grain aphid), 3662 nucleotides. RefSeq lists its product as uncharacterized. Gene Ontology annotation, molecular function: nucleic acid binding. Gene Ontology annotation, biological process: DNA integration. NCBI's taxonomy places the organism in Eukaryota, Metazoa, Arthropoda, Insecta, Hemiptera, Aphididae. The transcript is spliced from 2 exons. The coding region runs from base 54 to 3662 and encodes 1202 amino acids. The record is from RefSeq and is a predicted model, not a curated record.